AUAAUUUCGAAUCCCAAUCCAUCCUUCGAUCCUCGCUUCCCCGUUGACUCGUUCAUCAAAGUACCGGAGCAAGGAAAGAAAAAAAAAAUCUGGAAAUAGACAAAGAAACAGCAGCAGCAACUAGUAAAUCUGAAGCAGAGAAGCAGCCGUUACUCUCUCUCUUUACUCUGCGUCUGUUUCUUCUUUGUCUUAGCUCUUCUCUCCACACCAACAACUGGUGAAGCAGCUAAAACAACUGGCUGAACGAACAAGGAUAACUGCAACCAGUUUUCUCUGUAAAACAAUCUUAUAGGAGAAACUGAAAUAUGGGCAUUUUACAUGACGACGUGGUGAUCAUCAGACAAUCAGAGAAAGAAAGAGACCUCAGCAUCAUCACAGUCAAUUGCCCUGAUAAGACUGGCCUUGGUUGUGAUUUGUGUCGCAUCAUACUCUUCUUUGGCCUUAAUAUCGUUAAAGGAGAUUUAUCUACGGAUGGGAAAUGGUGUUACAUAGUGUUUUGGGUUGCUGGCAAUUCAUCAACUAGAUGGGAUCUUUUAAAGAAGAGAUUAUUAGGCGUAUGCCCUUCUUUCUAUUCAGCUUCUGGGAUUUUGUAUUAUCGUCCAGAACUGCAGCAGACUCCAAGGCCUCCUGAUGUCUUUCUCUUGAAGUUAUGCUGUCACGAUCGUAGAGGGCUUUUACACAAUGUGACUGAGGUGCUAUGUGAGCUUGAACUCACAAUAAAAAAAGUGAAGGUAUCCACAACACCAGAUGGGAGGGUGAUAGACCUAUUCUUCGUUACAGACACCAGGGAGCUUCUGCAUACGAAUAAGAGAAAGGAGGACACAUAUGAUCACUUAAAAGCUGUUAUGGGAGAUGUAAUGAUAAGCUGUGACAUAGAAAUGGUUGGCCCUGAAAUUACUGCAUGUUCACAGGAAUCUUCACUUCUUCCAACUACAAUCACAGAUGACAUGCUUCACUUGGAAAUUCCUGAUGAACUCCCUAAUUCACUAACUUCCUCUAGUGUUUCUGUUACAAUGGACAAUUCACUGAGUCCUGCUCAUACACUUGUUCAAAUUGCAUGCCGAGAUCAUAAAGGUCUUCUUUAUGACAUAAUGAGAACCCUAAAGGAUUACAAUAUCAAGAUUUCUUAUGGGCGCUUCAUGAUAAAACAGAGAAGGAACUGUGAGAUUGACUUGUUUAUUGUUCAAGCUGACGGGAAGAAGCUAGUUGACACUAAAAUACAGAGAGCUUUGUCUUCUCAUCUGGAGGUGGAAUUAUUGCGACCUCUUAGAGUAGCUGUUGUUAGCCGUGGUCCUGACACAGAGCUACUAGUGGCAAAUCCUGUUGAAUUAUCUGGCAAGGGCAGGCCUCUGGUAUUUCACGAUAUCACACUUGCUCUGAAGAUGCUUAAGAGUUGCAUUUUCUCGGCUGAGAUUAGGAGGCACAUGAUUGGAGAUAGAGAAUUUGAAGUCUACAGAGUCUUACUUGAUGAAGGGGAAAGUUUGUCCAUCCCAAGAGGCAAAAUUGAGGAAGCAGUUUGGAAUGUGCUAAUGGGUUGGGACUGAAACAAUUUUAGAUAUCAUUCUUUUUAGAUUGCCGUGGCCUGCUUUGCAGAUUACUUCUCCCUAUCAAAACAUGUAUGUGAUGUAAAUUACAGAUCGUAUGUCAUCUAAAGGCAGAGCUCUACCGCUUCCACAUCUAUGUAUACAACUCAUGUGAGGCUGACUUGUACACAAGGAUGAGUUGGAAGCAGGAGAUAAAAAGAGUGAAGAGGUACAUGGGGCCUUGUAAUAGACAGCUGGAAUACAUGAAAGGGUCUACUACUGGAUCCCUGUGAUGGUUAACUCGAUAUCUUAUCAUGUAAUCCAUUAAUGCCUUGUGUAAAUAAGAUCAGCAUGUAGAGCAUGCAAUGUACAGUGAAGAGAAGCCUGUAGUUCAGAACUACUACUUGUGCCACUACAGGGAGCUGUACAGAACAUCAGCAUAUGAACCCAAUAAUAAGUAGCAAUCUCGUUGCA
Messenger RNA from Manihot esculenta (cassava), 1997 nucleotides. RefSeq names its product ACT domain-containing protein ACR10. The transcript has 6 exons. Bases 306 to 1544 code for a protein of 412 amino acids. NCBI's taxonomy places the organism in Eukaryota, Viridiplantae, Streptophyta, Magnoliopsida, Malpighiales, Euphorbiaceae. The record is from RefSeq and is a predicted model, not a curated record.